Messenger RNA from Misgurnus anguillicaudatus (oriental weatherfish), 4051 nucleotides. The record is from RefSeq and is a predicted model, not a curated record. Lineage: Eukaryota; Metazoa; Chordata; Actinopteri; Cypriniformes; Cobitidae.
UGCUAAAUUUAUUCUAUAUAUUUUAUAAGCCUAUAUAUUUCUAUACUAUUAUAUCUUUACACUAUUAUGUAUUUACUGUAAACCUGCUUUGCUAUAGAAAUAAUAGAAAUAAAUUUGAACUGAACUGAAUAAAUGGCAUCCUUACCAAAAGGAUUUUUGCAGUAGCAAUGCAAUGCAUAUUUAAUGCUUUUUCUUUAAUCUGUCCCUCUAUUUUCUCCUCCUCUGUGCAAUUCCUACCCUUGAAGGUGUUUUUCUCUGAUUUCACGGAUGAGGGAAGACACUUCUUCUCCUCAGCCCCAUGGCUGAAAGAAAACACAUGUUCAUUUCCAAACUCUUCCUCCUCUUUUCUCCUCUACUCAUCCGUAUCUGUCUCCUCAUCCCUCUGUGUGUCUGCGGUCCUGCUCGGGCUCCUCUUCUCGGUGGCCAGCCUUUCCUGGUGCUGUGGGGGGUUCCGGAUAAAGACUGUUUAGGUCGGCCGGACCCAGCUGGAUUUGGAAUGGAGUGGGAAGGCCGCGUGGCGAUUUUUUAUGAGGACGCUCUAGGACUUUACCCAUACUUCACUGCACAGGAUCGACCUGUUAACGGUGGCCUACCGCAACACAGCAGCCUUGACCGUCACCUCCAGAGGGUGGAGGCAGAUCUGACAGCCACACUUCCCCAGGCCGGAGCACCCGGUCUGGGAGUGCUGUUCUGGCAGGAGUGGACACCUCAGUGGAACAGAAAUAGAGGUAGAAAAACAAAGUACCAAGUGGAGUCAAGGGCACUUCUCAGGAGAUUUUUUCCUGACUGGACAGCAGACGAAUUGGAAAAAUGGGCUCAGGUUGACUUUGAAGCAGCAGCACAGUCCAUAUUGACUGAGACCCUCCGAGAAGUGAACAGACUCCGUCCACAGAGGUUAUGGGGCUUGACCCCAUAUCCUAACUGCUACAACUUUGACUCCACCCAAAUAGCAUUAGCCAAUUACACCGGACGGUGCCCUGCAGCAGAAAUGGCCCUGAAUGACGAGCUGAUGUGGCUAUGGAAACGCAGUAGUGCCCUUUACCCAAUCCUUUCACUGGAGAGGUUGCCGGAUGGAACCAAGGGAGCGUGGCUUUACGCAACCAAUCAAAUCAGAGAAGCAUUACGAGUGGCGGCACUCGCAGGGACCACUUUUGAUCUUCCAGUGUUUCCAUUGAUCAAGACUUCAUACAUCUCCACUAACAACUUCCUAUCAGAAAUUGACCUGGUGAAUACUAUUGGAGAGAGUGCGGCUAUGGGUGCAUCUGGAGUCAUUAUAUGGGAAAGAGCCUUAACAGUUAAAACACAGAAAUCCUGCUCAGAGUUCGGCCUAUACGUUCGUGAGGUUCUCGGCCCAUACGCCGUCAACGUGACUACUGCCGCCCGUCUCUGCGGAGUCUCCCUGUGUCAGGGACGUGGACGUUGUGUGCGCAAGAAACCAGAGGACCCCACCUACUUGCAUCUUCCUUCUCCCCACUUCCUGCUUGUGCCAAACAGGGCAGACGGCGUUCGAGCAACAGGAGAACUUCCUGCCGCUUAUGUAGACGUCUGGAAGAAGGACUUCCGCUGUCAGUGGUUUGAGGCAUUGGAAGGUGCUGCUGCAGAUCAGGAGUCAGACAGGGUUGUGGAAAAUAGACAGAAACAACCGUCAACUACAGUAAAGACCAUCACUGAGAUAAGCCUGAAUGAAAGCACAGUGGUUACCACUGUGGCAGCUCCAGUUACAGAAGUGCCUACCAUACAGCUGAUAGACAGUGGAAGCUGUGCAAGUCAUAUACCGGUUAUGCUUCUGUCCUUGCUGGUUAUCAUCAACUUCAUACUGUUUGACGUGUCUGUGACUGGAGUGUGAUGGGAGAUUUGUUAACCCCAGUUGGCCUUGAAUUUGGGUGGUGACUCACUUAUUGCUAAAUUUUUUUGAUUGUAGAUGCCUGUAUGAAUGUCUCGGUUAAAGGUGCAUUGUGUAACUUUUAAAACAAGUUUUUCUAGGCUCAUUUCAAUGACAGAAUAGUCAGAUGACAAAAUUAUCUUUUUAAAGAUAAUAUGAGAUUAUAUUUUCUGUCAGAACAAUAAGAGACCGUUUUAGUUGAAAACACAUGUUUAAAAGCACUCUCUAUGAAUCUGUUUUAGUAAAAUAACCUUGAUAUACAAUCAGUUGAUGACUCUAUGUAAUAUAAGACAUAAACAUGGUGAGAACUUAAUGUAUUUGAACAUUUUGGGUCGGUUUCCCAGACAAGACUUAUUCUAAAUGCAUGUUUAAGAUGCCUAAAUUAAAAAAAACACCUUGUAUUGACACAUUUGGGUGAUUCUCGUGAAAUUAGACAUAUGAGGUGUCAUGAAACAUUUUGAUAAAAAAGUAAAUGCAAAGUGAGUAUCAAAAUAAAAGCAUACAGUUACAAACAUCUCUUCAUGUACUUUCAAAUGACAUCAUACAAACCAAUUUUGUUGUUUUUUCCACAUUUAAGGAGAAAAUUUUCAUUACCGCAACAUGCCCAUGACUGGAUUUGGGUUCUUUGACAUGAAAAUGUUUAAAUAAAAAAAUAGAAAAAAUAGAAAGCUUCAGUGCAUGUUAUACUAUAAACAUUUACAGUAAAGAAACAUGUGGUAUUUGGUGAUCAUUGGUAAAUGUAGAGACAAUAAUAAGGAAUAUAAAUGUGUCCAAGACCAAUUUUCUCAUCCCCCAACAAUUUUCAAUCAUUGUUUAAGCCCUCAAGGAACUAACAUUAAAAAAAAUGUGUUGGAAGGGACAUAAUUGACUGUGACACUCAAGAUGGCUACCAGGUAAGCAGUUCUUAUUUUUUCUCUCCAGAUAAAAGUAGAAAUUUUGUUUGUCAUAGUACCUAGACAACUUUUUAGUUCUCAUCACCGAGACAUGAGUUUGUAAAUGCAUAUUUUUAAUGUAAUAUCAUGUUGUGGUAAUGAUAAUUUUUUAUAAUGAUAAUCUAAAAAAUGUAAAUAAUUCUAUGGGAAAUAUUUUUUAAAUCCUCUAAAAAAAUGGUUAUACCUUAAUCUUAUAUGUGCAAAAAAUAGUCUUCAAUGGCUUUAAAAAAAAAUCUGAUGCUGGACACCUUUUAAGUCUAGAUUUCGUGAGAAUCACCCACCUUAACAUAUAUCAGUGCCAUUGUUUUUUCUCAAUGUGCACACCAGUAUUGUUUUUUAUAAGGUUUGUUUGUAAAAACUACUUAAAAUGUCCUAAUAUAACAAAGGCCAAGUCCUGGAUUAAUCUAAACCCUGUCUGGAAAACUGCCGCUUAAGCAGAUUUGAGUGAAGAUCAAGACCAGGGAAAGUCUAAAGAAAAAGCUUGUAUGAAAAGCAUUUAUUUCAAUAAAUACACAUAACCCAAAUACAAGCAAACAAUGCAAAUCUAAUUGCUGAUCGCACACGGGUAAACAUGCGCACGCUACAUUGUCAAACAUUCGUCAGGCGUUUGACAGAAAUGCGAUAGUGUGGCCAUGUGAUGUCCUGAAUGCAGCCAGGCUGGGCUGUAACCCGCUCUAUCUUCCUAAAGUAUAAUCUAAUCAAAUGUUUAGUCUUCGUUUUUUAUCUCUUAAAUUUAACAAAACAGAAACCAGGCAAGUUUACGCUUAAUCUGAGCAGCAUCUGAAGCCUUAUGAUUUAACCUCAAUAAUCAAAACUUAAAGCUUUUUCAAACAUGCAAUAAUGGAUAUGGAUGACUUUUGGGGUGCGCUAGUUAAAUUAGUUACAUUUAUUUAAUGUAUAAAACAAACUUACAUUCAACGUUCAACAAUAAACACACAUAUCUCCAUGUUCAUGUCUCUUUAUAUUCGUCUAUGGCUACAAAGGGGGACAAAAUAAAAGAAAUUUUGUCCAGCAAUGUAAAUAAAUCCUGGCAGGCCCAUAUGAGAACAUAACACUCUCAUCUUAAUCCAGAGUCAUGAUGCAGACAUCUGAACUUCAGUUACAGGACACCAGCUGCACAAGCCCUAUUUAAGAGACUUCUCCAUGUAGCUCAGCUGGUGGAGCAUUGCAUUAGCACGGCAAAGGUCAUGGGUUCAAUUUCCAUUGAACACACUGAUAUUAACAUACCUGGAAUGCA